AUGCAAAAAACUAAAUUUUCAAAAAACAUUAAACACUUGAUUUCCGCUGUAUUUGGUCUUUUGUUAUUGGGGGUCCUCAUUUCCAGUGCAAUCAGCAAUGGAAAUAAACUAAACUAUUUUAGCUUAAACAAGAGAGAUUCUGUAAUAACAAGAAAUGAUGAAAUUAGUUCAAAAUAUGGAAAGCCUGUAAUUGAAGCACCAUUUGGUAUUAAUGCCUUACGUAUUGCUUUAUGGCAAUUAGCUCAAUCUUGUCAAGAUUGGAGUAAUGGAGACAAUGGAGCAGUUGCUGUUGGUGGUUGUAUCUAUGGUGCCAUUUCUACGUUGGUAACAAUUGCUGGUGCUGGUUGGGCUGGUUAUGCUAAAGGAACUCAAAUCAAAAAAGCGGUAGAAGUUAUUAGAGCUUGGUCUAGAGCAAUUGGUUUUAAGAAAAGAGAUAUAACAGAUAUUGCCACUCAUGUUUUAACAGUUCAAUCGAUUUUAACAAAUAUCACAGGGUUACCGCAUUCAAUUUUAAUUGAUUACAAUCAUGAGCCAUUGUUCAGUAAAUUUUAUGAUGGAGGAUUGUUAUAUACAGUCAAUAAUAGUGCUGGGGUUCCUGUCCUUGGUCUGAUAAAAGCUUAUAAUAAUGGGAGCCACGAUUUAGGUCGAAUUUAUCAUGGCUUUUUGAAUCAAUCAAAAUAUGAAAACAAUGGCAAAAGGAAAAGGGGUGAACAAUUCAAUGAACAAGAUUUUACAUCUGGUGGGUUAGAAAUGACUUUCUUAUUUAAUGACGCAGAUCAUGGUAUAUUAUCAACAAGCAAUGAUUAUGGAACAAUUGACCAUCAAGUUAGUUGUGUAUUAAAUGGAUUACCUAAUAAUAUGUUUGAAUUUCAAAUUCUUGAUAAUAAUCAUAGAGGUACUAUUGCUGGUGGAAAUAUUCGUGGGUUUACUGAUGAACCUUAUGAUGAGGAUCGUAUGGAUCAUAUAAGUGCUGGACUAGCGCCUAGGCAAGAAUGUGAAGUAUCAUGA
Molecule: messenger RNA, 1008 nt
Organism: Lodderomyces oxycetoniae
Lineage: Eukaryota; Fungi; Ascomycota; Pichiomycetes; Serinales; Debaryomycetaceae
Exons: 2
Coding region: 1-1008 (335 amino acids)
Source: RefSeq, a predicted model, not a curated record